CCGGGGGCUGCGAAGUGAGCGAGGAGGACAAGGGCAUGCUCAGUGGUGCCGGCGGUGAUGCGGGCCUUUCCAACGCCGCGGCGCGGGGGCAAGUGGAGGCCGUGCGGCAGCUCCUGGAAGCCGGUGCUGAUCCCAACAGACUCAACCGCUUCGGGAGGCGCCCGAUCCAGGUCAUGAUGAUGGGCAGCGCCCGCGUGGCCGAGCUGCUGCUGCUCCACGGUGCGGACCCCAACUGCGCGGACCCCGCCACCCUCACCCGACCCGUGCACGACGCCGCGCGGGAGGGCUUCCUGGACACGUUGGUGGCGCUGCACCGAGCCGGGGCGCGGCUGGACGUGCGCGACGCUUGGGGCCGCCUGCCCGUGGACCUGGCUGAGGAGCGGGGCCACCGCGACGUCGCCCGCUACCUGCGCGCGGCCGAGGGAGACUGAUGGCGCUUGUACACAGCCGCCCCAAACGACUU
This is a messenger RNA of Lipotes vexillifer (Yangtze River dolphin), 463 nucleotides long. It is a transcript of the gene CDKN2B, whose product is annotated as cyclin dependent kinase inhibitor 2B. Gene Ontology annotation, cellular component: nucleus; cytoplasm. Bases 36 to 431 code for a protein of 131 amino acids. The transcript has 2 exons. Gene Ontology annotation, biological process: regulation of cyclin-dependent protein serine/threonine kinase activity; regulation of G1/S transition of mitotic cell cycle; negative regulation of cell population proliferation. Gene Ontology annotation, molecular function: cyclin-dependent protein serine/threonine kinase inhibitor activity; protein kinase binding. Lineage: Eukaryota; Metazoa; Chordata; Mammalia; Artiodactyla; Lipotidae. The record is from RefSeq and is a predicted model, not a curated record.